AUGGCGGAGGAAGCGUCUGCCAAGCGUCAUUGUGGCCAGACGUCCGACCAGAGCAGCAACCUCGACGUCGUUCACGUUCCCAGUCAGAAGCGCGAGUACACCAUAACCCUCAAAGGGGUUGAUCUCUGCGGCAAGGAGACACUGGAGGUCGUCUGCACCAGCGUACCAGACAAGGCCGACGAGAUGAUCGGUAGGAUCAGGAGGAGCGCCUGCGGCUCGUAUCCUCACAUCAUCGGCGUUGAUGUCGAGUUCACCAAAGAAGAUGAACCUCCGCAGAUGUCAGCAGUUCUGUAG
Molecule: messenger RNA, 294 nt
Organism: Triticum turgidum subsp. durum (durum wheat)
Lineage: Eukaryota; Viridiplantae; Streptophyta; Magnoliopsida; Poales; Poaceae
Source: the annotation of a GenBank genome assembly